AUGGGUCCAGAUAGAGAGAAGCAGCACCAAGCUUGCCAGAAAUCAUUCUCUUCUAUUCAAGUCAGGCACACAACAAAUAAAGUUUCACCAGACCUACAGCUCAGCAGAGAAAGAAGCACAUUUGGUGUUCCUCUGGAAACCCUCCUUCAGGGUGCGACACAAUGUGGGGUUCCUUCUCUUGUGACACAGAUGGUGGAGUACCUAGAGGUGUUUGGUCUGGAGCGUGUUGGUAUAUUUAGAAUUGGUGGUUCAGUAAAUAAAAUCAAAGAAUUAAAACAGAAAUAUAAUCAAGGAGAAAAAGUGGACCUUAUUAAUGAUGGAGAUGUUGAUUCUGUGGCCAGUCUCCUGAAGCUCUUUCUGAAAGAACUACCAGUGGCUGUUUUUCCAGACAACAUUUGUUCUGGCUUGCUAAAAACUUUCCAAGAGCACAAAAUCAACACAACAGAAUGCAUAGAGAACAUGAAACAGUUGCUCAGCUGCCUGCCCAAAGCCCAUCAAAACCUUCUUCAGUUCCUGUCUGCUUUCCUGUUAAAGAUAGCAACGCACAGUGAAGUGAAUUUCAUGACUCUGGAAAACCUCUCCAUUGUGUUUGGACCUGCUCUAUUCAAGGUCCCUGUCAGUCCCUUGGCUUGUGAAGAGCAAAGGCUUUACAAUGGCCUCCUGCUGUAUCUGCUUCAACACCAUGAGAUGCUUUUUGUUGACCUGAACCCUUGUUUCUCACAGAGACAAGCAGAUGGCCUUCAGGGAAGCAACACAGAAGAUGCAGAAAGAGACAGACUCACAUUGUUAAGCAUUCAGGAGAAUUCCUUCAGCACGACAGCUUUAGCAGAGUGUGACGGGGAUUCAGACUCUGUCCAUGAAGAUCAAGCAGGCAGUUCCAGUCCCAGAGAUGAUGAUAACAAAGAAAAUUAUCCGGACAACGGUGCUGUCUUAGAGGAAAGGCAGCUGCCUUUGCCAGAUGCUCAGCAGCACAGGCAGCAGGCUGUGAUUGACUGUGCUCUAAAGCCUGAAAUGGGCAACUUAAAGCUGAGAAAACCCAAGCCCAUUGCAAAGCUAGAAAAUGGAAAAAGCCAUGAGGAAAGUCAGGAGCUGGAAUGUGCAUUGCCAGGCCUCCCAGAGUGGCAGGGGAAGCCUGGAUCCUCAGCUAAUGACUACACACAGAACGUGGCUCUGAGGUGCCAGGAAACAGUCGUGAGACUUCAACCAAGAAUAGAUCAGAACACAAGCAUUUCACCAAAGGAAGCAACCGAUCAAUGUAACAGCUUAAAUGAGAAUUCUUUGUUGAAGCUGCAAGCCCUGGAAAGCGAGCUGUGCUCCGCGUUCCUGCCAAGCCAGGAGGAAACCCCCCCGCUGCCGGCGCCCAGGGACGCGGCCCCUCCAUCGGCGCAGCCCGGCGGGCAGGCUGAUGGGGCCGGCGGUGGAGAGCAAUAUCACUUCAUUUCUCCUAUUAUUGAUUUUAAUUUAAUGCAUCAGCAGAGAGAUAGCGAAGAGCCUGUGCCAGCCCACAGAGUCUGGCAGAGCGACAUGGAGAGCAGCCCACAGGAGCAUCACUCCCUAGGGACCAGUCGACUGCUGUAUCACAUUACAGAUGGAGACAAUCCUCUUUUGUCACCACGCUGCUCUAUCUUUAGCCAAAGCCAGAGAUUUAAUCUAGACACAGAGUCUGCCCCUUCUCCACCAAGUGCUCAGCCUUUCAUGGUGCCAAGAAGUUCUUCCAGAUGUAACUGUGAAGACUGCAAAGAACCACAGACAGUAACACAACUUACCAAGCAUUUGCAGAGCCUCAAGAGAAAAAUUAGGAAGUAUGAAGAAAAGUUUGAGCAAGAAAAAAAAUACCUGCCUUCCCAUGGUGACAAGACUUCCAAUCCUGAAGUUCUGAAAUGGAUGAAUGCUUUGGCCAAAGGUCGGAAGCAGCUCAAAGAACUGAAACUCAGAAUUACAGAAGAGCAAAACUGCACCUCCACAGCACCCCAAAGAAAUGACCGUUGUGAAAGCACUGGGACCUCUAAUGAGGCUGGCACACAGGAGGCCACGAGCAUGGAACCAGCUCCCUCAGUGGAAGAAACCAUGGAUAGCGUAUUGAGGCGACUGAAGGAGAAAAGACAACACUUUCACCUUCCUGAGACUAUUAAGGAUAUGACAAAAAAGCAAAUGGCUUUGGAAAAAAUCAAUCUUCAGAAAUGUCUACUGUAUUUUGAGAGUAUUCAUGGAGAACCUGUCACUAAGCAAGAAAAGAGUCUCAUGAAACCUCUUUACGACAGAUACAGAAUUAUCAAGAAACUUCUUGCAGCUCCAUCUUUGAUCACAACAAUUCAGGAGGAGGAAGACUCAGAUGAAGACCAUUCUCAAAGCAGCCAUGAGUUGUCAUCUGGUCCAAUGUCUUGCUUCCCGGUUGAAGAGCACCUGUGUUACUCUCAGGAGGAGAGUGAGCCUGCACAUGUCUCACCUCUGGAUGAAAAGAAAGUUUACAGGCAAACAGCCUUGUCUAUGUCCAAUUUACACGAGGCAACAAUGCCCGUUCUGCUUGAACAUCUCAGAGAAACAAGAGCUGAUAAGAAAAGGCUUCGCAAAGCUCUGAGAGAGUUUGAGGAGCAAUUCUACAAACAGACAGGAAGGAGUCCUCAAAAAGAAGAUCGGGUGCCAAUGGCCGAGGAAUACUCCGAAUACAAGCACACAAAAGCCAAAAUCAGGCUCCUGGAGGUUCUCAUCAGUAAGCAUGAUAUUUCCAAAACGAUUUGAAGUGAAUGCAAUGCUGUGAUAUUGUUCUCUAGCAAAAAAAAAACAAGUAAUGAAAAAGAUAAAGUAAUUUUACAGGUCUUGGUCUGCUGCACAAUUACUUGACACACUGAGAUUUUUGAUGCACUUUACCAAUUAUAAUAGCUGGGAUGAGAGAGGACAGCAAUAUGCAAGAAUAUUAAGCACAGGUGAGUGGACUAUAGUAUAUAUUUUUCCUUUUGAAAAAGCCUUGAAGUGCACUGUGAGAAUAUUAAGAAAUGAAAAGGACACUGAAGUGUUGUAGCUCCUCAGUUUGACCUGCUCUAAAAGUGUGAGGAAAUGCUCUCCAGGUUUUUAGUACAUCUUAGUACCUGAUAAUGUACAACGUUUGUUUCCAGAAUUAACAUGCACUAGAAUUAACUAUUAAUGACGGCUCUCAAUGUGCUGAUUAAAGGAAAUGAAUUAAAACGAAUUAAGGGAAAACUCCAGACAUACUCUGGCUUUCAAGACAGAGUUGGCAUUCAAUUCCAGUAGCUUCAAAAAAAGGUGCAUAGAAAAAAGCCAGUGCCAGGGAGUAGAGCAAAGUGAUGCUGCUUAUGCAAAAAAAAAGGGACAGAACAUGAUGGCCAAAUGGAACUAUUGGUUUUUUAGAGAUAAGAGAAAAAAAUAGAGGUUACUGGGAAGAGAGAGACCAAAUGUACCGACUGCUGUCCUUUUCACUAGUUCACAGGACCUGGCUCACAGAACUUAAUAAAUAGAUCAACUAACUACAUGCUAAUUUUGAUUUUUGUACGAAACUUUGCACUUUGUUUUGCCUGAUGCUAUAACAUUCGCUUUUCUGACUACCAAAGCUCGUUUAGACGCAUGCACUUUGUAAAAUGUUGAAGUACUUCUUGUGUUAUAAAUUGCCACACACACAUAUAUAUAUAUAUAUUAAAACAGGACUAGAUUAUUGCAUUAUGCUAAGAUAUUUUGGAUAGAUAAAGUACAUGGUAUGUAAGUGAGUGUCACAGUUAUCUGAUGAGGACUGCUAGACUUCUUGUUUACUGAAAAUAAGAUUAUAAAAAGUUAUUUUUCCAUUGGAAUUAUGCAUAUUUCUUAACUUUCAGAGCACCACACUUUGUAUUAUUAAGGAAAAUUUGUCACUCUUUGUGAUAGAGCAUUGGUGUGAAAAGUGGACUGUUAACAGAAGGAUUAUCAGCAGGUUUUGUAUUAGAAAUGAAAAGCAGGGGGAUUCUGGGAAAUACCUAGCCCAGACAUAAAGGAGGGAAGAAUUAAUUAAAGA
Molecule: messenger RNA, 4000 nt
Organism: Manacus vitellinus (golden-collared manakin)
Lineage: Eukaryota; Metazoa; Chordata; Aves; Passeriformes; Pipridae
Gene: FAM13C
Product: family with sequence similarity 13 member C
Exons: 22
Coding region: 1-2739 (912 amino acids)
Biological process (GO): signal transduction
Source: RefSeq, a predicted model, not a curated record